GUUGAUUGAUCGAUCCGCCACACGAGGGCGAGAGAGAGCCCCUGGUCUCGUGUUAACUUUAAGGGGAGAUGCAGCGGCACCACCAUGUCAUGUCUCAAUGCUCUCCUCGCCCUGCCAAGCAUUGGUGCCAUUGAUUCAUCGCUUCGCAUAGCCAUCAGUCGCGAGCACGUCUUCUGCGACACGUUGCCUUCACAUCAGUCAGUCAGUCAGUCAGUCACUUGAUCGCUUGAGGAGCGUCCAUCUCUCGCUUCCUCAAGAUCCAACUCAACGAUCGUUCGUCGACCAACGACCGACCCCGCAUUCCCCCCUGACCAGCUCCUGACCGCUUCUGCGGCGGAUUCCCCGCCUGCCUGCGCAUGGCAAAGCGACAAUCCGGAUAACUGCUCUCCCGUGCCGACGGACAUCUGUCGCCGUCACGGAAUCGACCGAGCCGAAACAGGGGCCCGUGCUCCACGACCACGACUACGACUACCAUCACGACCUUGACCUCUCUCGACGGCGUCGGCUCCGCCGCUACUGCUUUACGCUGCUCUGGUCUGCUCUGGUCUGCUUUCGCCUCCUCCUCCUCCAACCCCCGCCCCCCUGUGGCAGCAGCCCAUCAGGUACAUACCCAGGUUACUUCGCGCAUACAACGACCCCCGACCGAACAAAACAAAGCAAAGCAAGCCGGCGGGGCUUGCGGCUGGCCGCCCACGCCGCCUCUGCAUCGGCAUCCUCGUCGGUUCAUAUCCCGCCGCGGUAGGGCGGGCUCCCUCGCAUCCCGACCAUGGCGGCGACGUCCACCGCCCUGCCUUUUAUAUCCCGUUACAACAGCGCCAGCAACACCCGCUCGGAUGCUUCGCUGCCGAAGCGAGCCUCGCUGUUGUCCUUUCCCUCGUCGCGCUCCGCCUCCGACAUGUCUCUGAACUCCCGGCAGGCGAGGUCGCCGCAGCCGCUCGUCGCCGAAACGGACCGCACCUCGGACCCCAGCGCCAAGUCCACCACCCCGUCGCUCGGCCCCUCAUCUCAGCACUCGUCCCUGUCGGCGCCGCGCCGUGUGAAUGCCGACGCCCGCUCCUCGCGGAGGCUCAAGUCCCAGUACCCACGCGGGUCCCCAGACAACCAUGUCGAGUACAUCCUCGUCGCCUCGUUCGACAUUGAUCGCGGUCCCGUCAUGGAGCACCAGUAUCCCGUGGCCAUCACCGGCGACGAAAACAUGCUCGCCGAGCUCAUGCUGCCCGACCAGGCCCACGCUCGCAACCAGGACUGGACCAUCUUCUUUCUGCACAAGGACACGAGUCAGGAGGAGGAGGACGAGGAGCGGCAGAUGAAGGAGCGCAGGCGACGGCGGCGCAGGAGACUGCGGGACCGCGCCGCCGGCAUCAUCACUGAGGAGGACGGCGACGAGCCCCAAGACGACGACGACGACCUGGACGACGACUUGGACGAUGACUCGACGGACAGUGAACCGGAAGGGGGCGAGGGGCCGCCAUUGAUUCACGUCUUGAACCUGGUCAACACAAAGCACGACAAGUCCGUAAAGCGAGGCGCCAUUGUAAAGGCCAUGGCCAUCUGCACGCGGCAUCCAUUCCUCCACAUAUACAAGCCACUUUUGCUGCUCGCGCUGGAAGAGUACUUCAAAUCUCCGGUUCCAGAGACCCUGGCCCUGCUGUAUGAUGCUGUCAACGCCAUGGACCUCUCCCUCAUGCCGAAGCUCAGCAUCUUGGAGAGACAUCUGCUGCUCGCCAGCGAGAACAAGGAUCUCUUCGUGGAGAAAUUCGAGAAGAUGAUCCAGAUGCGCAUGGCCGAGGACAGGGGCGAGGUUCUCGACACGGGCAGCGGCGACGAAAGCAGGAGCCUGACCAAGGUCACGAGCAUCUCCAGAGCCGGCACCAAGGCCCACGUUGAGGGCGGAAGCCAGUCGGUGUACUCGGUGCCAAGAGACACGCACGAGUUCGAGAGCAAGGUCAUGUACAAGGGCAUUCCCAUCCCCAUCAAGGUGCCGACGGCCGUCAUGCCUGAGACGGUGGGAGACUUUUCCCUCAUCAAGCUCAUCCAGAACUUUUCCGACCCGCACGCAAAGUCGCCGCAGCCAUUCGCGCUGCACCCACACUUGACGACCAACGGCACGCACACGCAUCCCAUCAUUGUCUUGGUGAAUGCGCUGCUGACGCAGAAGCGCAUCGUCUUCCUGGGGCACAACAUGCCGUCUGGGGAGGUGGCUGAGGCGGUACUCGCGGCAUGUGCGCUCGCCUCCGGAGGCACCUUGCGGGGUUUUACUCGACACGCUUUCCCUUACACGGACCUGACCAAGAUUGAAGACCUGCUCAACGUUCCUGGCUUCAUCGCCGGCGUCACCAAUCCCACCUUUGAGAACCACCCCGAGUGGUGGGACCUUUUGUGCGAUCUGCCGAGCGGACGCAUCAAGAUCAGCAGCAGGAUCGAGCCUGCAGCGGUGACCGAGGGGCUGAUCUUUUUUCAGCAGCAGAACCCGUCUCUCGCCAACAUCGCCGCCGGCAACACCAACAAUCAUCAAGACUUGACGGGCGAUGCGGCCUUCAUGACGGACAUCCUUAAGAGCAUCGCUGUGAGGCACGGAGAGCGAGUCAUCCGGGCCAAGUGGCGCGGCUGGGUGCUAAAGUUCUGCCGCAUCGCCGCGCAGUUCGAAGAGAGCGUUUACGGUGCGAGCGCCCUCUAUAUUGGGAGCGAAGACAACGAGAUGACGCUCCCCGGCGCCAGCGGUCACGGGUACGUCUGGGCCGACGACGCGGCCAAGAACAAGGAGCUCGCCGGCAACGUGACGAGGAUCGAGGGCUGGCGCAACACCCGCAGCUACUAUAGCUACAUUCAAGACCUCGCCCAGCUCUACACUGUCCGCCCCCUCAAGGGCCUGGACCUCGCUCACAUGCACGACCGGCUGCGCAUGCAGCGCUUGUCGCCGACGCAGAGUCGCGAUAUUUACCUGACGCUUUCCAAGUACAUUCACUCCUACGACGAAAUCUGUCUGCUGCUAAACGUGGCGCCCGAGUCUCACGCCGGCCUGUUCUACCUCGCCCUCGGGUUGUUCCACAAGGAGCGCGACGUGAGGCUCAAGACGGCCGAGCUGCUGGAGCGCAUCUCGCAGCACGAGGCCGGACAGCACUGGUGGCGGAGCUUGAGCCGAUUCGAGAGGCUUGCGUAUGAGCGCCUCCGACGCGAGUCCGAAGCCGAGCUGCGGGCCAAGCUGGAGAAGGACGGCCUCAGUCCGGGGCCGGAGAGGAGAAUCAGCUAAGUGGACCGGGGACACUGGGUGUAUCAGUCACUACUACCAUUGGGCGGCGUUUCAUCCUUGCGAUGGCUUAUGAUGGGACAUGCGGGGGUGUAUUUCACGGGUCAUGACUUGAACGAGACGCUUUACCUGCUAAAGACAGUGACAGAGGGCAGGCAUAUUUGGGACUUUGGGCGGUGCGGUUGCUGUGCAUUUUGGAUCACCCGAAGGCGCGAGCAGUGAGGUGGACUGGCGACCUCGAUGGCAUUAGUAUUUUGAGGGGACGGGCGACCAGGGUAACAUGGGGGGCCCUCGACACUUGAUCAUACUCCGUACAUACAAGCAUCUUGUAACUGAAUAACGGCCCAUGCCGGUACCUUAUUAGACCUCUGUAUUUGGGCUUGGGGCUCUCCCUUAUUUUGUGGUCUUCUCCUUGCCUUUCCUUUCCUUUCCUUCUUUUCA
Messenger RNA from Purpureocillium takamizusanense, 3688 nucleotides. RefSeq lists its product as uncharacterized. The record is from RefSeq and is a predicted model, not a curated record. The transcript has 3 exons. Lineage: Eukaryota; Fungi; Ascomycota; Sordariomycetes; Hypocreales; Ophiocordycipitaceae. Bases 767 to 3250 code for a protein of 827 amino acids. Gene Ontology annotation, cellular component: plasma membrane. Gene Ontology annotation, biological process: actin cortical patch localization.